UCUGGUCCUCGAGAAGGAGGCAGCUUACUUGGCUCUGGUCCUCGAGAUGGAGGCAGUUUACUUGGCUCUGGUCCUCGAGAAGGAGGCAGUGUUCAUGGUUCUGGUCCUCGAGAUGGUGGAAAUUUUCAUGGCUCUGGUCUUCGAGAUGGGGGCAGCUUACUCGGUAAAGGACCACGUGAGGGCUUGUUGGGCCAUGGUCCCAAAGAAAACCCAAGUCAAUUUGGCCAGGGAAAUAGAGAAAGCCCAAGUCAAUUUGGCCAGGGAAAUAGAGAAAGCCCAAGUCAAUUUGGCCAGGGAAAUAGAGAAAGCCCUAAUCAGUUUGGCCAGGGAAAUAGAGAAAGCCCAAACGUUAUGGGUCAAAGGCCCAAGGAAAGUCUUCUAGGGCAAGGGCCCAAAGAGAAAAGCUCAGGCCUCCUUGGAUCUGGUCCAAAUGAUGGUCCUAAUCGCCUCGGUGCUGGUCCUCGAGAAAGUCUUCUGGGUUCAGGUCCAAGAGAGACUCCAAGCUUGUUGGGUAAAGGCCCAAGAGAGUCCCCAAGUUUGUUAGGACCUGGUCCUAGAGAUAAUGCAAACCGACAAGGACCCCCACCAAGAGAAGCAUUACUCAAAACACCUUCUGGACCCAAUGCAAGAAGUACCUGUAAUUCUAAUAUUGACUCAAAUCCUUAUGAACGUGCGUCUCCAGGAGGUGGGCCUUCUCAUGGCAGUCGUGGUGAUGGAGACAACCGGUUUGGUGGCCCCAGAGGAUCCUCAGAAGAAAACAGACGAAAUCCACAUAGAGGGAUUGACAGAGGCCCAUUUGGAUCGAAAGGUUCUGGCACAUUCUCUGAGCGAAAUCAAGGUGGAUCUAAUAAGUCUGAUGAGAGCAAUUCGAAAUCUAGUCCAACUAUGAAUGCGAGUCUAAGUGGAGAAUCCAAUGUACGUAAUUCACCUCUCAGCUUUGAAGAAAGAGCACGCAAUGUGAAGGGUCCUGCAGGAUGGAAUGAAGGAAUGAUGGAUCAAUCCGAAGAGCUCAAGGGAAAUUCUAGUUCCAACGACAGCAGCAAUUUUAAAAAUAGUAAUCACCCUAAUACUGGCCUAAAGGAUGAUUUUCGCCGUGGAGACUUCAAAGAGGAUAGUCAAGGGCCCUCAAUCUCCCGUGAUGAUCACAGAGGACCUUCUGGCUCUCGAGACGACUUCAGAGGACCGUCUGGUGGAGGCCGAGACGACUUCAGAGGCCCCCCUGGUCGAGACGACUUCAGAGGGCCUCCUGGCCCUCGAGAUGACUUCAGAGGACCGCCUGGCAAUCGAGAUGACUUCAGAGGACCGCCUGGUGGGGGCCGAGAUGACUUCAGAGGCCCUCCAGGUCGAGAUGACUUCAGAGGACCUCAUACCCACCGAGAUGACUACAGAGGACCUCCCGGUGCCCGUGAUGGUCCUCGGGAUAACUUCAGAGGAUCCCCCGGCCCCCGAGACGACUCAAGAAAUCGUGAAGUGUUCGUGGACCGUUUUGGUCGCGACAUGCCAAGGCGCCAGGACAAGGAGGACGCUAAGCCCGGUCCCCCCGAGGAACUCAAAGUGCCCAUUGAGCGAGACUGGAACCAUGGUGGGGUGAGGCCAGUGGAUCGCUGGGAAGCUGCUGUGGGAGGCACCCCGGUGGCCCCCGCAGCGCCUGUAGACGACUUCAAGCUGCCCACCGUGGUAGACUACGGCCACGGCGCCCCUUCUGCGCCGGCUGCACAGCCCGCCGCCGCGCUGGCCCUGCCCACCUUGGAGCCGGUGGCCACCUUCGACUACGGCCACGGCGGCAGCACGUCGGCGUCGCGCUCCAGCCCACCACGAGGCGGGAGUCCGUCCUGGCGGGAGCGGGAACGCGAACGAGAGCGCUUCGAUCGCGAUCGACUUCGUGAACGCGAUCGCAGCUGGGAACGGGAGCGCGAGGAGCGCGAGAGGUUCUUCAGGGAUCGCGACCGGGACCGCGAGCGGGAGCGGGACCGCGACCGCGACCGCAGGCCGCCGGUCCGAGAGCGCUUCGAGGAGGACCGUUUUGGCGGAGAUCGCUUUGGCGAUCGCUUUGCUGACCGGCCUCGGAAUGGGCCGCCUCCGUCGGGUCCAGGACAAGGACCUCGAGGGACCUGGAGGGAGCGCGAGCGCGACCGACGUGAGCGGCGAAGGCCUUCCCCGCUGGCCGAGCCGCCACCAGCCCCGCCUCCACCCUCCGUCUCCGCGGACUCCCCUGGACCGUCCCUCCCCAGGCCCGUCCUUAUCGAGGACCUACUGUGCCCUCCUGGGCGCACUAGUCGUCCAGCCAACUUUGUGAUCAUCUUGCGCGGCCCUCCGGGUUCAGGCAAGUCCUUCCUCGCCAAGCUCAUCAAGGACAAGGAGGUAGAGCAAGGGGGAGCAACACCGCGAAUGCUAAGUCUGGACGACUACUUCGUGACGGAGGUUGAAAAAGAAGAGCGUGACCCAGAAAGCGGGCGGCGAGUCAAAACGAAGGUAAUGGAGUAUGAGUAUGAAGCUGCCAUGGAGAAGACUUAUCAUGACUCUCUAGUGAAGGCAUUUAAGAAAACUAUUAGUGACGGGUAUUUCAGUUUCCUCAUCGUUGAUGCUAUUAAUGAUAAAGUGUCACACUUUGAAGAAAUGUGGCACUUUGCUAAAACUAAAGGAUUUCAGGUUUACAUUUGUGAACUUGAUCGAGAUCUUCAGACCUGCCUAAAGCAUAAUAUUCAUAAUCGCAGUGAGAAAGAUAUAGAGAGCUCAAUAAAAAAUUGGGAGGAUACUCCUCGUCAGUACUUGCGCACUGAUCCCACAUCAAUGCUUCAGUCAGCUGCUAUUGAAGAUGUAGAAAUGGAAGACGUUUCUGAUGAUGAUUUCAAAGAUGAUUCUGAUCCGAAAGAAGAGGAUAAAAAGGAGGAUGAAGAAGAAAACGAAGAGGAGGCUAAUGUCUUUAUGAGCAAGUGGGAAACAGCGGAUUCUCAAGGAGAUAAGAUGGACCGCUUGGAUGGUUUGGCGAAGAGAAGAAAGGAUGGUGCCCCUCAAACAUUAGAGGAUUGGUUGCAACUGCCAGACAACUACGAGGAGAAAAAAGCUACACCUGGCAAAAAGCAGGUGCGGUGGGCAGAUUUGGAAGAGCGGCGCAAACAAGAGAAAAUGCGAGCCAUUGGUUUUGUUGUGGGACAGACUGAUUGGUCUCGUAUGACAGAUCCAACAUUUGGGGAGGGUGCCCUUACUCACACAAAGUACAUUUAAUGGAGUGUUCUUUCCUGACUUUGUAUUUUAUCCUCUGAAGGUCGCAUCUAUGUUAUUUAUGUUGUUUCACACUUUUACUAUUUGAUGUCACAUUUUGUUCUGAAAUUUAGUGUCAUUUUUUUGUUGUUCUAAAUGUUGAGUUCACAUUUCAAAGAUUUUCUGUUUACUUUUACACUUUCAGUGACGCAUCAGAAAAUGAUUAACUUCUCACCCUGUCUCACUGUGUGAAUUUCUUUUGAAUGACUUACGUCAUGCGACCUGCAGAGGGUCAGUUGUAAUUGCCAAUUAUUUACAGUAUGUAUUUUGUGAUUUCCUUUUUUUUUCCCCCUUCUAUUUUACUUGUUUUGCACAUAAUGUGAUCUCCAUUAAUGUGAGUUAAAUUAUAUUAUAAUUAUCUUAGUUAAGGUAUUUUUGAAGCUUCUGUAUAUUGUGUUAAGUAUAUUUGAAUGGAGCUCAUACACUUAAAUAUUAGUUGUUUGAUGUGAAAGAAUUUGAUAUCAGUACCACAGAAUCAAACUGAAAUAAUGCUCUCAACACUUCUUAGAUGAUCAACCUCUUAAUUAUAAAAACAAUCAUUUCUUCUUUCAUGAAAAUUUGUCCCUUUGAUAUUUCUUUGAAAGUUUUGGUACAACCCUUUGACGUAAUGAAUGAGAGUGUGGUGAUUUUUAAACAUGUUCUUUAAACUUACCUUAGGAAUAAAUGGAGAUUGUAACUGUGA
Molecule: messenger RNA, 3943 nt
Organism: Frankliniella occidentalis (western flower thrips)
Lineage: Eukaryota; Metazoa; Arthropoda; Insecta; Thysanoptera; Thripidae
Product: YLP motif-containing protein 1
Exons: 8
Coding region: 352-3225 (957 amino acids)
Biological process (GO): regulation of telomere maintenance
Cellular component (GO): nucleus
Source: RefSeq, a predicted model, not a curated record